UGAAACCAGAACUUGGUGCUUCUUUCCUCUCUAACGACCCUUUACGAUUAGCACGACCGUCAUGUACGGCGCUUUGUCACUUCUUUCUCUCUACUUGCUAUCUACCCUGGCACCUGUUGGUGCUCAGGAGCUCACGCAAGGCCAGGUUGACCUCAUUGGCCAGCGAUUGGCGGAAAGCGGAGAACGCAGCUGGGAGCUUGGGGUGCGCACCCAGGCAGCGCUUGAGCUCAAUGCCACUCGGAUGAGCGUGUUCUCCCCCGCAGGAGUCCCUCCUCCCCGCCGUGUUCCCGAAGACCUCAAGGAUCCCCUGGAACCCGUCUGGAACAUUGUUCGUCGCGUUAUCAGCGAACGCGGACCUGGUGAUGAUCCUCGCCCACUCGUUCAGGACGGCUCCACCGCCGAUCCUGCUUCGAUCGGUGUUGCGGUUGUCUUGGCCAAUAUUACUGACCUCGAUGGGACCGCGAACGAAUACGCCGACGCUGCUCGCGGACAGCUGAGGUUCCUCUUCAGCGACCAAGUACCCAAGACCGACGAGGGUGCGAUCAGUCACCGCGGUGAACAGUUGCAGAUUUGGUCCGACUCUGUCUACAUGGUUCCGCCAUUCCUUGCUUACUAUGGUGUUGCUACCGACAACAAGACAAUCGUCGAGGAGGCCUUCAACCAAGUCAAGCUAUAUCGUAAACUCUUGCGGGAUGAGGACACCGGGUUGUGGAAGCACUCCGUUCUGGGCAACAACUCUGACCCUGGACUCUGGGCUACUGGUAACGGUUGGGCUGCCGCUGGCAUGCUCCGUGUCUAUGCUACCAUCAAACACUCUAAGUUCGGUGAUGACAUGGAUGACGAACUCGAUGAUCUCGAAGACUGGGUCCAGGAAAUCCACGAGGGAGUCUACCGCCACUACUUUGACUCGGAGAGCUUGGUUCACAACUACCUCAAUGACAACAGGACCUUCUACGAUGCUUCCGCCACUGCGUUGUUGGCCGCAACCGUCUACCGCGCCUCUGUUCUCCUCGACGAGCACGACUACAUCCCUUAUGCCGAGCGUACUCGCAUGACUCUCUUCACUCCCCACGGCGGAGUCGGCGCCAACACCAACAGGAGUGCCUUUGAAGACUACGAGUUCUUCACCACCGACGGCUGGCUCCGCCCUGUCGUCAACCCUGUCUCCAUCCGAGAGGUCCUCGAUAACGGACGAAGCUCAGAGGCACAGGCCUUCGUUGUCAUGAUGCACGCGGCUUGGGAGGAUUGGCGUGCACAGGGUGAAGAGGGCAAGGCUACCGGCGCCGCAGUUGCUCUUAGCGCCCGUGGGCUUGGUCUCCUUGUCCCUGCUAUCUUCGCCGUUGUUUCUGCUUUCUUCUAA
Molecule: messenger RNA, 1360 nt
Organism: Coprinopsis cinerea okayama7#130
Lineage: Eukaryota; Fungi; Basidiomycota; Agaricomycetes; Agaricales; Psathyrellaceae
Exons: 7
Coding region: 62-1360 (432 amino acids)
Biological process (GO): carbohydrate metabolic process
Source: RefSeq, a predicted model, not a curated record